AUGUAUCUGGAGCUUAUCGGCCUAUACGUUUACUCCUAUCUGGCAGGAUCAAUCCCGACUCCCUACAUCAUCGCAAAGGUCGUGAAGGGGAUUGACUUACGGCAGUACGGUAGUGGCAAUGUGGGCGGUUCUAACGUCAUUCAACAGCUGGGUAAGGGUUGGGUUGCCCCUUUGGCGCUCGUCGAAUUCUUGUUGAAAGGGUUGUCUCCGGUAGUUCUUGGUUUCAUCCUCCGCGCGUCUCCCUUGUUCCUUAUUGCUCCACUGCUGGCUCUGGCAGGUAACAACUGGUCGGUCUUCUUACGCUUUCAGGGUGGGCGGGGGUUGAUGGUUGUCUGCGGCAUGUUGAUUGCUUUGGUUCCCUUACUGUUUGUAAUUGGCAUUGCCGUCUAUCUGAUUGGGUGGAGAAUUAGCCGGAGUUCGGCAGUAUGGGCACUAACUGCUGUUGGGCUACUACCAAUUAUAGCAUUCGUGACCGGAGGAUAUUUGGUUGUCGAUUGGUUAGGUCUGUUGGCGGGCCUGUCCGGAGAGACACUGACUCCGGUGCCCUUGGGUGAAGUUGUCGGGAUAAGCUGGUUUUGUUUAGUUAUUCUGGUGAUAGUGAUCUUGAAGCGUACGCUUUCGAAUUCGAUGGCGUUUCCGAUGGAGAUGUCCAAGAGGAAGGUGCUGUUUAACCGCGUUUUUCGAGACAGGGACUUUGACGACCGAACGGCUUGGUUAAGCCGGGGGCCCGAAUAG
Geodia barretti is the source of this 735-nucleotide messenger RNA. Lineage: Eukaryota; Metazoa; Porifera; Demospongiae; Tetractinellida; Geodiidae. The record is from the annotation of a GenBank genome assembly.